Messenger RNA from Cinara cedri, 2603 nucleotides. NCBI's taxonomy places the organism in Eukaryota, Metazoa, Arthropoda, Insecta, Hemiptera, Aphididae. The record is from the annotation of a GenBank genome assembly.
AUGGUCGAGAGCAUCAUUGAAGAAACCCCCGGGCAGACUGAGAGCACCCAAAGUAAAUAUUAACAAAACAUUUUUAUAAUUAUUAUAUGAAUUCCUUUCUAUAUAUACAGUAGAUCUAACAUACCCGUAUAUAUAUUUUUUUUUUUUAUACAGAUAACCCGGUAGAAAUCAAAUCUGAAUCAUUGUCGUUGAGAAAGGAAGAGGCUCGCAUCAAGCGCAAGAAGAAGAAGAUCACCAACAGUCUAGUAACAUCUUGCUUCCAGGGUAUGCAUUAAUAUUUUGAUGUGAUAUAAUUUGUUUAUAAUAACAAAUUACUAUAACUAGAUUAGUUUAAGAUAGUUAAAAUAAAUUGUUACUUGAAAACCCAAUUUUCUGUCAUUUUCUCUUAUCAGUUUAUAUUUUCUUUUAUUUAUUGGUUAAUAAAACCGACUACAUUUGCCAACAUUAUAUAUAUAUAUAUAUGAUAACCCAGCCAAACAGUUAAAUGUGAACAACAGUAAUUUGUUUGAGUGGUAUUUCCUACAGUUUAAUGUUUAAUUUUCCAUUCCGUUUGUUGACAUCUGGUUAAUUCAACAUUUUACUUCAAUAAAUAUUUUUGAUUAAAAUAUCUAAACCAAACUAAACAUUGAUAAUUUAAAAUACUCUUUACUCAAGGUUAAAAUGUCAUUUGAAAUGUAAUCUUAUCUUAUCAUUUUGUUAUUGAAUAGUUUAUCUAAAUUUAAGUAAACUAUUAAUUUAUUUAUUAAUACAUUUUUACUAUACUUUAAUAUAAUGUAAGUCAUUUUGAUUUGUAGUUUUUUUUUUUAUUAAAUUUUAAAUUUAUAAAAAAAUUAAAAAUGUUUGCUAUGAAUAGAUAUAUAGUAGAUAUUAAUAGUACCUUUAUAAUACAAGGCAACACAGGAUAUUCUAAUCAUAUUAAAUAUUUUAUUUAAGUAACAUUAGGUAUAUGGAAGUAUAUAAUAAGGAAUCUGAAAACAAAUUACUUAUAAUAAUAUUUAAAACCUUAAUUAAAUCAAUAGAACAAUAUUAUGUUAACUAUUAACUACUAUUACCUAUUCAUAUUUAUUACAUUAUGUGAUUGAAUGAACAUAUUUUAAUAAUUUAAAUCAAGUUACUUUUAUAAUAUUUAUUUUCAAUAUUGUAUAAUAUGUUAUUUGGGUUUUUUGUUUAAAUAUAGGUUAGGAAAACCCUAUUUAUAAAUAUUAAUAACAUGUACCCUAUGAGCUUUGUUUAUUAUUACAUUAAUAAAUAUUAGUAAUGAAUUUUAUUUGUUUAGAUGCAUACAAGUUAACUGGUGAAAUAUUGGGUCAGGGUGCAUAUGCAUCUGUUCAAACAUGUAUAAGCGUAUUAACUGGUUUAGAAUUUGCUGUUAAAGUAAUUGACAAAAUCGCUGAACAUGCCCGUGCACGUGUUUUCCGGGAAGUUGAAACAUUCUAUCAUUGUCAGGGUCACCCAAAUAUCAUUCAAAUGCUGGAGUUUUUUGAGGCUGAUGAUAAAUUUUACAUGGUAUUUGAAAAGGUUGUGGGAGGACAAUUACUUGAUCGAAUACAACAACGGAAGCGGUUCACAGAAUGUGAAGCUAGCCUUAUUAUAAAAGAUUUGGCUAGUGCACUAAAUUUUCUGCAUCAAAAAGGUAUUAUUAUUAUUUAGGUAAUUGUCUAUUUUUACUUUAUAUUUUAUGAAAAUAUAAUUUUGUACAGGCAUAGCUCAUCGCGAUUUGAAGCCAGAAAAUAUUCUCUGUGUAGAUCCUGUAGAAUUAACUCCUGUUAAGUUAUGUGAUUUUGACCUUGGAUCUGGUAUCAAAUUAAAUCCUGUUGAUGGUAGUGCAACACCCCAACUGUUAACUCCAGUUGGGAGUGCCGAUUUCAUGGCUCCCGAAGUAGUAGAUGCAUUUGUUGGAAGUCCAGAUUCAAAUUAUCACUUUUAUGAUAAGCGUUGUGACUUGUGGUCUCUUGGAGUGGUGGCGUACAUACUUUUAUGUGGAUACCCACCAUUUUAUGGGAAUUGCGGUUCCAACUGUGGAUGGGAAUCUGGAAAUGCUUGCCCAGAAUGUCAAGUGAGUACUUACACGUAUUAUAAUUUAGAUAUAAUAGUGUAAUACACAUUUUUGAUUUAUAAUAAUUUUUUUGUUUUAGUGUUUGCUUUUUACUAGUAUUCACCAAGGUAGGUAUGAAUUCCCUGAACGCGAAUGGGCUGACAUUUCAAUUGAAGCUAAAGAUUUGAUCAGCAAAUUGCUGGUUAAAGAAGCUAGUGCCCGUCCUAGUGCUGCUGAAGUCCUCAAUCAUUCAUGGGUCAAAAGAUUACAACAAGAAAAACCUAAGGAUCGCGAAUUAAGUACACCAUGUGUGAUCAGACGUAAUAACAGUGCACGUGCCCUUUCUACGUUUGCAGAGUCUGCUAUGUCGGCCAAUCGAGUGUUCCUGCAGCAUUUUAGUUUGUUUUCAUCAACUGACGUUCCUCUUGCUGCUGCUAAAAGACUUUCGCCGCCAUCGCAUUCCAUGAUUGUACAGCGUAGGUCACUUGGUAAACCUCCAUGUUCCAAUGAAACUCCCGGUAACCAGGCCCCCGCUCAAUUACCAAUCAUUGCCUCUCCUAGCGGCUAA